Ramularia collo-cygni is the source of this 762-nucleotide messenger RNA. Its product is annotated as related to CTD kinase subunit gamma. Gene Ontology annotation, cellular component: CTDK-1 complex. The transcript has a single exon. Lineage: Eukaryota; Fungi; Ascomycota; Dothideomycetes; Mycosphaerellales; Mycosphaerellaceae. The record is from RefSeq and is a predicted model, not a curated record. Gene Ontology annotation, biological process: positive regulation of transcription by RNA polymerase I; positive regulation of DNA-templated transcription, elongation. Bases 1 to 762 code for a protein of 253 amino acids.
AUGGCCGACCCUUUCGAAGUCCGUAUKCGCUUCACCCACCAACUGCAACACCUCAACGCCUCCACAAGCUCCGCGCACAAGGCCGCCAACUACGCCCUUCGUCACUCUGAAUUCAGCGAUGACCUGCACUCCUGCAUCCUCGAGCAGCUGGAACGCAAUAACAUGAAUAAUCGUGCCAACAUAAUGUACUUCCUCCCUGCCCUCUGCGAUACGGCCAAAGCUCAAGGGAAUAUCGGGUACGUCCGGAUGAUGGAGCGCGAUAUUCUCAGGAUCGUGGACCUCGUGGCGCCAGAUGAUGGGAGUGGGGCGGCGAAUGUCAAGGUUGUGAGGAAGGUGUUGAGAUUGCUGCAGGAGAGAACGUUCUUGCAAAGUCAGACUGUGCUGGAGCUGGAGGAAUGCAUAGUGGGWAGGGACAGUGGUGCGGGUGUGGAAGAUUCACCGAAGAAAGAGGUUGUGGAGAAAGAGGUUCGAAGUACUCCGCACUCAGUCUCAAGAGAAAAUGGUGGGACACAGGGGUAUAAUCCUGGAGUGAUCAGACUGGAUAAGAGGCAGAUUGAGCAGCGAAUCGAGGAGGAUCGCGAGAGGCAUAAGAGAGCUCGAGAAGGCAUUUGGGCCAUUGCACAGCCGAGUACCAAUCUCGCCACGGAUAUCGAGUUUGAGAGAUUGUGGGACGGAGGGAGUGAGGUCGAUGAAGAUGACUACCAGAUGGCGAGUGAGGAGGCGGAGGAAAGGAAAAAGCAUUUGGAAUAUGACGACUAUUGA